Cordyceps militaris CM01 is the source of this 2394-nucleotide messenger RNA. Its product is annotated as elongation factor Tu GTP binding domain protein. Lineage: Eukaryota; Fungi; Ascomycota; Sordariomycetes; Hypocreales; Cordycipitaceae. Bases 1 to 2394 code for a protein of 797 amino acids. Gene Ontology annotation, biological process: translation. The transcript has 4 exons. Gene Ontology annotation, molecular function: GTPase activity; GTP binding. The record is from RefSeq and is a predicted model, not a curated record.
AUGGCCUCAUACGAGGACGACGAUUAUUAUGAUCCUGAAGAGGAUGUCUACGAAGAAGAGGAGGACGAUGGUCUAAGCCCAGAGGAUAAGAUAUCCAUGGCCAUUGGUACUGAAGAGGUUCAAAAGGCGCUUGGGGAGGAAGUCAGCAAGGUGUCUGUGCCGCAAAUACAGGAAGCUCUCUGGCACUAUUUCUUCGACGUCGAGAAGUCGGUCGGUUACCUUCAAAGGACUUUUAUUUCUCCAACUCCCAAGCCUACUCCUAAGAAGUCGGCACCUGAAGCUGCUGCCUGUGGUGGCGCCAACGGAGCAGGCCUACGAGGGAGCAAUUGUGGCGGGUAUAGUGCAGGACAAGGUUCUUUUCAGAGAUUCGCAUUUCCCAUUGUUGAAGUCCCAAUACUUCCAAUGGAGGCAUAUUUUCUAGAUAUGCCAUGGCUACGGACGCCUACCGACAGGCAUACUACCUUUAUCGCCCCUUGCACUCCACGUGGAGGCUUGCUAGGUGGUGGCGACGGUGCUCCCAAAUUGUCCAAACUUCAAGCUUUAGCCGCUGCUAGAAAGAAGAAGACGCAAGAAAAAGAACUUCAAGCAGAGAAAGGGCUGCAAGAUUUAUCAAUAUCCUCUCAGAAGUCAGCCAGACAAACAAACGCACCGUCUGCCUCAGCAUCGUCUACACCAACUCCUAUGCAAAAGAGGAGUCAUCUUGAACCAGAACCUUCGUCAACCGCAUCAGAUAUUAUAUCAUACAACGCUUCAGAUGAACCAUUGCAUGGCAUGGAAGCCCAGGUCAAUGUACUUGGUCAGCGCCCAACGCCGUCCGCAUUUGCUCAAACUUUGAUUGGGCCUGCUCCAGGGGGUGGCCAGAAACAGAAACAGGAUAUUUUUGCCAUGUCAUAUGCAUCGUCACCGACAUACCUUGCCUCUGCAUUCUCCGAGCCUAGUCCAGACGAUGUUGUGCUCGCAGCGCAGGCGAAAGCCGGUAAAAAGGUUACUCCAGGUCCCAAAGCGGCACCUAAGAGGAAAACCGAUGGCGGGUCGAAAGCUGACGACAAGACGGACGACAUUGCGAAAAAGGUCGCCGGUUUGAAAGUCAACGCUGUGCCACCACCAAAAACAAAGGGACUGGACGUUGUCAAGGAAUAUGAGAAGAGCGGUGCUAAGAAGUCUACUAGCUUCGUGGUUGUCGGUCAUGUCGACGCCGGCAAAAGCACUUUGAUGGGCCGCUUGCUGGUGGACUUGAAAUAUGUUGACCAAAGAACCGUCGACAAAUACAAGCGACAAGCCGAGAAGAAUGGUAAACAGUCCUUCGCUCUAGCCUGGGUCAUGGAUCAGCGGAGCGAAGAGCGGGAGCGUGGUGUCACCAUUGAUAUCGCUACCAACUAUUUCGAAACCGACAAGACCAAGUAUACUAUCCUCGACGCACCUGGCCACCGCGACUUUGUUCCCAAUAUGAUUGCUGGCGCAAGUCAGGCAGAUUUUGCCAUCCUGGUCAUUGAUGCCAAUAUCGGCGCCUAUGAGAAAGGCCUCAAGGGCCAAACUCGAGAGCAUAUUCUGCUUUUGCGAAGCCUCGGCCUGCAACGUGUUAUUGUGGCUGUCAACAAGCUCGACAUGGUGGGAUGGUCAAAAGACCGCUUCGAAGACAUUACUCAGGAGGUCACGGGCUUUUUGACAGGCCUUGGCUUCCAAGACAAAAAUGUCGACUUUGUUCCUAUUUCCGGGUUGGAUGGUGAGAACAUUGUCAAGGAUAUCACUGCCCCGGCGGCCUCUUGGUAUCAGGGGGGGACUCUGCUGGAUGCUUUGGAGGGCUCGGAACCAACUACGGUUCGAGCGCUCAAGAAGCCUUUCCGCAUGGCUAUUUCCGAGAUUUUUCGCUCCAUGCAGCAAGGUACGACAACGUUGGCUGGUCGUAUCGAUUCGGGAACCAUACAGAUUGGCGACUCGCUCGUGGUGCAGCCUAGCGGAGAAACGGCUUAUAUCAAGUCCAUCAUGGUCGACACGGACGCUCAAGAUUGGGCCGUUGCAGGGCAAAAUGUCAGCAUCGCGCUUACUGAUAUUGAUCCGAUUCACAUUCGUGCUGGUGACAUCUUAUGUCACGCAGCCAAGCCCAUUCCUUGCAGCGAUACUUUUACCAUCAAGGCUAUGGCGUUUGAGCAUCUGAUGCCCAUGCCGAUUGACCUCCAUCGUGGCCGCCUACAUGCGCCUGGCCAAAUACUAAGCAUGACUGCCUCGCUGGAUAAGGCCACGGGAGAGGUCAUCAAGAAGAAGCCCAAGGUGAUCCAGCCAGGUGGUGUCGCCAGAGUCGUGAUCAAACUCGCCGAGAAGGUUCCGCUAGAAGCAGGCCAGAGAGUGGUUCUUAGAGCUGGAGGUGAGACUAUUGCUGCCGGCCUUCUAGAAUAG